AAUCGCUUAAUAAAUCAGCUUCUAAUUAGUUUUCUGUUUGAUCGCUCUAACCAAACUCUUCUCUAUUGAUUCCGCUUCCCAUCUCGCCGUAGCUGCCACCACCGCUCAUCGCCAUAGUGGCGCGUAGUCCUCACAUCUUCGCCUUCAUCAGGUUCUGUAUUCGGGUUUUCAGAUUUUGAUUGGUGAGGAUGGUGCUGGUGUUAGCCCUAGGGGAUUUGCAUGUUCCCCAUAGAGCACCUGAUCUUCCUGCAAAGUUCAAAUCCAUGCUUGUCCCUGGCAAGAUUCAGCAUAUUAUUUGCCCUGGAAAUUUAUGUAUUAAAGAAGUUCAUGACUACUUGAAGACUCUUUGUCCAGAUUUGCAUAUAACUCGUGGCGAGUAUGAUGAAGAGACGAAAUAUCCAGAGACUAAAACACUAACCAUUGGUCAAUUUAAGCUUGGACUUUGCCAUGGUCAUCAGGUUAUUCCAUGGGGAGACCUAGAUUCACUAGCAAUGCUGCAGAGGCAACUUGAUGUAGACAUCCUUGUGACAGGUCACACCCAUCAGUUUACAGCAUACAAACACGAGGGUGGUGUAGUUAUAAAUCCAGGUUCUGCAACUGGUGCCUAUAGCAGUAUCACAUAUGACGUGAACCCAAGUUUCGUCCUCAUGGACAUUGAUGGUCUGCGUGUUGUGGUCUACGUUUAUGAACUGAUUGAUGGAGAGGUUAAGGUUGACAAGAUAGAUUUCAAGAAAACAUCCUCAAACCAAUCUGCUCACUGAACUUGGUCUUGAGUCUAGAAUUCUUGUUGUUGUUUGUUUGUAUUUUUCCUUCAAAAUUUGUAAGGAGGUUCUGGUUUUAAUUGUUCUACUUUAAUUUGAACAGUUUUAUUUUGGGCAUAUCAUAGGUUUACAGGAUUCAUUUUAUUUGAUCAA
Messenger RNA from Vicia villosa (hairy vetch), 914 nucleotides. RefSeq names its product vacuolar protein sorting-associated protein 29-like. The transcript has 4 exons. Bases 189 to 761 code for a protein of 190 amino acids. Gene Ontology annotation, biological process: retrograde transport, endosome to Golgi; intracellular protein transport. The record is from RefSeq and is a predicted model, not a curated record. Lineage: Eukaryota; Viridiplantae; Streptophyta; Magnoliopsida; Fabales; Fabaceae. Gene Ontology annotation, cellular component: retromer complex; endosome.